Messenger RNA from Vespa mandarinia (Asian giant hornet), 4312 nucleotides. It is a transcript of the gene klu, whose product is annotated as zinc finger protein klumpfuss. The record is from RefSeq and is a predicted model, not a curated record. Gene Ontology annotation, cellular component: nucleus. Gene Ontology annotation, biological process: regulation of gene expression. Lineage: Eukaryota; Metazoa; Arthropoda; Insecta; Hymenoptera; Vespidae.
GCUCGACUCGCAGUCGGCGCGAGACCGCGCUACUGGAAGGGUCGUUGUUAUCGUUGACGUUACUAUUAUUUGUUAUUGUUCUUCUUCUUCUAUCGUGUCGCGUAUAUGCACGCACGAAUCUUUUCUUAUCGAUACGAACACAUCACUACCUUUUACUAAACUAAUUUUCCUUCUUAUUUUCCUCCUUUUCCUCUUGCAUCUCUUUCUCUUCGACCUCCUCCUUCUCCUCCUCCUUCUCCUCCUCCUCCUUCUCCUCUUUAUCCUCUCGCUCGCGACGCGAACUCGAUAACGAGAGAAAAAAGAAGAAAAAAAAGAAGAGGAAGAAAGAAGGGUUGAUACUUUUGCUCGAUCAACCUCCCACCAUCGAAUCUUUUUCUCCUCCUUCUCCUCCUCCUCCUCCCUUUCGUCUUCCUCCUACUCUCCCUCUCUGAAGAAUCUCCUCCCCCUUCCCCUCACUCUCUCUUUCUCGUUCUUCACUACCACCACCACCACCAUCACCACCACCUCCUCCACCUUCACCUCCACGUCCACCUCCGUUCGUAUGUUCGUCGCUGGUUUCUCGCGCGCGCGAACAGACAAACGUCGCCGAGGCACUCUCGCUCCAUCGUACUACCAUAGUUAGCCCCAAGGAAGAAGAGGAUAGGAGGAAGACGAAGAAGUUGGAUCUCGAGUCUGUGAUAUCUCUUGAUAUACGUGCCUCUCUCUCCCCCGUCCACCCUAAUAUCUAUAUAUACUCUUGUCUUUUUACUCUCUGCCCUUUACAAUACUCGCUCGUCCUUUUCUACUUGCACUCGCCAGAAGUUUUACGCAAGAAGAGGGUAGCUCUACUCGCGUAGUCGUUGGUGGCGAAAGAAAAAGAAAAAAAAAAGAAAAAAAGGGAAUGAAAGUUUAGCGUUUUUUCCCUGUUUAAUGUGACGAACCAGUGUUCUUUGCGUUGCUCCUAGAAGUGACAAAAAUUUGUCUGAAAGAAAUAAAAAGGAAAGAAGAAAGAAGACGUGACACAAGAAAAGAAAGAAAGAAAGAGAGAGAGGGAAAACGUGUAUCGUGUGUGUGCGUGCGUGUGCAACUAAUUAUAUAUACACACAUAUAUAUAUAUACACACGUAUAUAUACAUUUAAAUGAAGUGAAACGAGCGAGUCUUCUUCUUUGUUGUUAUUGUUAUUUGUUGUUUCCACUUUUUAUUCUUGCGGCGACAAGCAGAAAGGAUCAUAGUGGAGGACGUUGCUCGAUUGCCAUUUGAUCGAAAUUUGCUCUCUCUCUCUCUCUCUCUCUCCUUUCUCGUUCAUCAUACAUACAUCGUGCCCGAUAGCUGUGAUAAUACUCUCGAAGGAUACUACAAAUUUACACUACGACUUACGCUUUUCUUCUAUGAUACACAACGCGUCGUUCAGUGCCUGUUCUAUUGCUGUGAUCGCGUGACAUUAUUAUUGUUGUUAUUGUUGGAUCAACGUGUACUGAGGAACGUCGACGUCUUCCAGCUCAAAGGAUCGGAAAAGAAAAGGAGGAAGAAUAGAAGAAGAAGAAGAAGAAGAAGAAGAAGGAGAAACGUUUUCAGAAUCGGAAGGAACUGAAUAUCGAAGGGAACGAAUGCUCAAGAUCCUUUAAAAUUCGACCGGACGAGGUGGGAGGCAGUACGACGGUGGUAGCCGAGGGUGUAAUAGGCGGCAUAAGGGGCCCAGGCGGCGGGUGCCGCGCAUCCUCGAUGACGAUGGCCGAGAGCGCCGUGGAGGACGCCGCAGCCGCGCCCCCGGGUCCGGCCAAGCCGCCCCCGCCUUCCUGUACGAACAACAAUACCCUAGCGGCGACGGCGAAUCGUAACCAUCGGAAUCCACGAAAGAGAAAACGGCUGGCCCAAGUACUUGACAUUCUCCAAGCACAUAGAAGCUCGCCGUCGGAGGGUGAGGUACUCAGGUUCGAAGGUAACGGGCCAGCGUCCGAGGAAGAGGAAGACGUUUUUGGUUCGCCGAGAUCGUCUUCCAGGUCGGCCGUCGACAGUCCGUCCGGUUUGAACGUUCUACCGUUAAGGUUCAAGGACGAGGAGAGUCCAGUGACGCCAACAGGAGAGGAAGAGGAGAAUGCGAUGUCGACGAUAUCGACGAUGUCGACGACGAUGACGACGACAACGACGACAACGACGGCGACAACGGUCGGCGAGGGCGAGGUGGAGCAACGAAACAAUCGUCAUCAACAUCAUCACAACCACCAUCAUCACAAUCAUCAUCACAGAAGCCGUCACAAUCACCGUAACCUAACGUACAACAAUAAAACACGGCAGAACACAAAUCAGAAACAAUCGUCCACGUCGAAUCGUUCCUCAACGGGCAAGCUGAACAACAGUGCUUGUACCUGCGCCCAAUGUAGUCAGUCCCCUAAUUCGGGCGGCAUGAUGCUGCACUCACCUACGUCGCCGUUAACGCCACUGACCCCGCUGACCCCGUUGACACCAUUGUCCCUACCACCGCUCACACCGGGCUCCUUGAGCUCGUACAGCUUCGAACAGUACAUGCACACCAAGUACCUGCCGGAUAUCUAUCGCGGACGCAGUCAUUCGGAUUCCGACGUGGUGCCUGGCUGGGAACAGAGGAUACCACCAGCAUCGACGUCCUCGUCGAUGUCGUUGAUGGUGAAUCACCCACCACGUAGCGGUUCGUUAGAAAGUGAGACGACAAGUCCGCAGGAAUUACCGUUGGAUCUUUCGAUGAAAAAUCUGAUGGCGUCGGCGGCCGCUGCGGCUGCCGCAGCGGCCGCAGCAGUGGCAGCGGGGGGUAAUAGACCUCCUGCACUUCGACUUUUACCGGCUGGCAUCGUGACGAGGGGUUCCGUGAGCGUGCCGGUAGUCAGAGGAGAUGUUGCCUCGCCGACAACGAAGGAGAGCGUUGCCGUGAGGUAUAACCUCGAAGUUUCGCCUGUAGUCGAGGAGAUGCCGCCUGGUGCCGAUUUAGCCUACGUUUGUCCAGAAUGCGGCCAGAUGUUUAGCCUACACGAUCGUUUAGCGAAACAUAUGGCGUCGAGGCAUCGCAAACAGGGUCCGCAGGACGCUUCUGCAAAGGCAUAUCUCUGUGACGUGUGCCAAAGGAGCUUCGCCAGGUCGGAUAUGUUGACGAGACAUAUGAGGCUGCAUACAGGCGUAAAGCCUUACACGUGCAAGGUAUGCAACCAGGUGUUCAGCAGGUCCGAUCACCUCAGUACUCAUCAGCGAACGCACACCGGCGAGAAGCCCUACAAAUGUCCAGACUGUACCUAUGCGGCCUGUCGCAGGGACAUGAUCACUAGGCAUCAGAGGACCCACAAUAAGUUCCUCGAAAGUCAAGGAAGAGCUUCAGGAGCAACAGGGACGACAAAAACGGAACCAGGUUCGCUCCCAUCGGAUGAUGGCAGUCCUACGUCCUAUGGGCAGCCUAUGCCAGCUUCUCCUUCUUCAACCGGCGCCGCCAUAAAGACCGAAUGACGACGAGCCGUCGGACGACCCUGGUUCCUCACUUCUCCUCGAGCUUCGGUCUCUCGAAGAGCUCGCGGACGAAACUUUUUCGCUACUUCUCUUUCUAUUUCGAUUGCUCGCGAGCUCGAGCGUGGAACCUCGCGUCGUCGAGCGCGCGAAUCUCGACGCUGAAGGAGGACUCGUAUCUCGGACAGUAUUAUCCUAAUCCUUUAUUAUUCUCCUCAUUCCCCCUCAUUCCUUCCAUCCUUUCUUCCAUUCUUCCUGUUAAUCCUAUUCCUAUUAUUCCUCUUCCUCUUGCCCGCUAAAUCGACACGAUCGCGUAUAAGGAAAGUCGCUUUUCCUUCAAAAACAAAAGACUUUCUCGCUCUCUUUUUCUCACCGAUCAUACUCUCCGAAGCGUAUUUCAAUCGUAAAUCUACGCGUAUACACGUGCCAAACUCGUUUUCCUCUAUUCUACUCCGUACUCGUUGCCCUGUCGAAACGACAUUGGAAAAAAGAACAAAAAAAAAAGAAAAAAAAAAAAAAAUACAAAACAAAAAAAUAAAAAAAAGAGAGUAAUUAUCUCUUAAUCUUUCGUCAAAUGAUUUUUGACAAACUCAUAUAAAUAGAAACAAUUCGAGGAGACGCUACAUUUAAAUAAUGCAAUUAGUUAAAAAUUAAAAGAUUGUUUAUAUAAAGUAUUUUAUAAAUAUUCGCGUUACACUCGUUCGUUCGUUCGUUCGUUCGUUCGUUCGUUCGUUCGUUCGUACGUACGUCGUCGUUGUGCCAAGCGCGAACAGUACGGAGCUUUUAGAAAGUGAUUAUCAUCUCAAUUGUUCGAGAUUUCUCUGAAUUCAUCGUAAAAUUUAACAUUUCGUCGUUAGAAAAAGAAAA